Molecule: messenger RNA, 2005 nt
Organism: Mandrillus leucophaeus (drill)
Lineage: Eukaryota; Metazoa; Chordata; Mammalia; Primates; Cercopithecidae
Product: cancer susceptibility candidate 10
Source: RefSeq, a predicted model, not a curated record
AGCUAGCGCAGCUCGCGACGAGCCCAGUGAGGACCAGGGUCACACCGAGAGGCCGGAGGGGGCUCCAGGCAGCCUGGAGCUGACGGCGCCGGGCUGCGUCCUCUUCACCUGGGGGUGGGGGGUGGGGGCACCUACUUUGUGACCCGGCUGGUGCCGAGCUCCCUCUACCGUGGGAGCUUGCAGGGGUGCGGGGGUGUGAGUGGCGCUCCGCGGACUCGCGUCUACAGUACAGAGGACAUGCAGGGUUCGGCCGGGGGGCGGCUGCACCGGGGCCUGCCUCGUGGACCUGGACUCGGGACUCCGGGCGGCGCUGCCCAGUGCCAUUGCCUCAGCCACGUCUCCCACCUCUCUGCUCUGUUUCCCGCCCCACCUUUCCCUUACUCCCGCAUCCCUGUCUCCUCGCUUCCCUCCGCGACGCCUCCAUCCGAGUAUGAAACGAAGCUGAACGCAUUGGUAACUGUGCUCAAGAAGAUACAAUCGCGGGAGCCCUCAGGGUGGCGCACGGCGGAGAGGCGACGCGGGUGGCGCUGCAGAGGAGUCCCCACCCCCUCCGGGGACCGGGGCCCCGGAGCUGCCAGGCCCGCUGCACGCGGCGGCGCGGGAGAAACCACGGGACAGCAGCGCCCCCUGCAGGUACCGGGCGCCUCCACAGCCGCUGCGCCGACCCUACUCUUAAGGUGGCACCACCGGGUUCCCAGCCCGCGUGCGCGGCUCUCGUGGUCCGCAGUCCGCAGCCCUGGCUCCAUCGCUGCAUUUCCCUCGAGCAGUGGGCCUGACCGUCUGGAACGGCCGGAGUGUGCUAAUCCCUGCUGCUAUCUGCUUGAUCCCUUGACCCUACCCCUGCAGGACUUCGUCCGCGGAUGCCCAGAUAGCGAUUUCGACAGGCGAGAUUGAAAAUUCCCUGCGAGUAUAUAAGGAUGCGUAAGUCUCGCUUCAGGGAGGAACGACCAGAAUGGCAUUUCUUUAAGCCUAAAUCAAACUUUUAUUUUCGUUUAUAAAAAGCAGAAGGCCAGCAUGAAGGGGUCGCGGAGGAUUGGCACUUCCACAACCGUAGGACUCUUAGAUACAAGUUUUUAGGGUGAGACUGGGCGGUCCGGGGUUCUCCUUCGGCGCUCCUAUCUCGCAAACUCGUGGGCAGGUGCGGUGCUAGAGGCCGGGGGCAGCGGCGGACCCGCAGGGUAACCUCGUCUCGCGCACCUCUCGAGCCCCCAGCAGCAGCCCACUCUCGUCCGCAUGCUUUAUUUAUUUGGUGAUACCAGGGAAAGUGGAGAAGAUCGAAGUGCAGUUUUUCUUUUUUCUUUAUUUUUAACUUAAUGGUAUUAAGUAAAUGGUAUGUGUAUGUGAACCCACAAUCUCUUGGAAAUAAGUGUCCUCAGCGAACUCCAGAUUUCUAGGGGAAACCUACGUGCCCAGAGCAGGAAACGCACAAGCCAAUCCAGGUUCCGGUGCCAUCCGCAGUAAAUUCCCUUCCUUUUGCACCAAAUUCCUCCUCUGCUUCCAGGAGAGGGACCCCCGGGACUGCCGCACACCCAGGACCGGGAGCAGCUGAGCAGAGGGCAGGUGCGAGGGCGCGGGGGAAGGGAGGCUGCCUGCGGACCUGGGGCGCGCAGUUUCCCAGCACCGUGGGAACCUCCAACCCCGGGGCGCUCGGCUUAGGCUCCGCCCUGCCAGGCCUGGGGCCCAGCGGCCCACCUAGUGGGUCCUACCUCGGGGAAACCGAGUCCGCGAGGGGGUCUGGCCGCCGCGAGGGAAGCUCGCCUGGGCAAGUGCCGCGCGGGGUCAGACCCUCCCCAGGGGUUGCAAACCGCAAGCGAAAGUCGAGAGGGGCUGGAGCUUUUCCUCUAAUCCGUUUUACACUGUGAAAACCGCAAGCCUGUCGCCCAGACGGCCCCUUUUAAAUUGGGAAGCAAAUAGACGAAAAACCAAAACAAACGUAGGAGCAGACUUUUCCCAGCUAAGUUUCCCCUCAAUAAAAAGCUCGCUUUCUGGGAAAGAGAGAAACUGA